AUGGACAAAGGGACAGCCAACGACCCUGGAAGCGGUAGAGGGCGAGUGCGCAUGCGCGCCGCCCUGGACCCACCCCCGCCGCCUCGGCCAGUGGUCAGCGCCCGGCCACCUGUUGAUGGGGGUGGCCACCCCCGCAGUCCGCGCGUGUCCAUGUCAGACGCCGAGUCGCCGCCCGGACAGGACACGCUGACAUGCGGCGGCUGCGCCAAGGCGUUCGCGCUCGCCGACAUCGUGCGCUUCAUCCAGCACAAGGUGCUCUCCUGCGCCGCCGCCCCCGCCGCCUCUGCCGCCUCCACCACCGCCCCCGGCACGCCCUGCAACAACAACAACAACAACAGCGGCGCCGCCGCCAAGGACGACUACGACAGCGACGGCGGCAGCACCGGUGGGGUGGUGAGCUCUCGCCGGCCCAGCAUUUCGGCGCCCAUCACGACGCGGAAGGCGCGCCCGCCUCCCGCCGCCUCCCCGUCCGCCCCCGGGGGCGGCGAGGCCUCUCCGCUGCCGCUGCUGCCGAUGCUGUCGCCGCCGCCGCCCAGCUCGACGCCCAAGCGUCGCGGCGCCGACAGCGACGACGAGGAAUCGCUGGCUGACGCGAAGCCGCCGCGCGGGCUCGUCAAGCUCGAGGACGCCGCCUCCUCGCCCGAGGACGCCGCCUCCGGCGUCAAGCGCUGCAAGACCGACGUCGCCGACGCCGAGUCCAACACCACCAACUCAGCUGAGGCGACCAAAUACGUCCUGCGGAUGCAGCGGCCUCAAACCCACCCCCGCAGGUUGGCUCGAGAGGAGGAGGACCGUAAAAAUAAGGCGGCGGUGGCGGCGGGGGCGUGA
Messenger RNA from Schistocerca piceifrons (Central American locust), 828 nucleotides. RefSeq names its product protein VASP homolog. The record is from RefSeq and is a predicted model, not a curated record. Bases 1 to 828 code for a protein of 275 amino acids. NCBI's taxonomy places the organism in Eukaryota, Metazoa, Arthropoda, Insecta, Orthoptera, Acrididae. The transcript is spliced from 4 exons.